CUGUCUAUUCUUAUUUUCAAUAAUAUUCAUAAACUUGUUCUCAUCUUCUCAACUAUAUAUGCAGAUAGAUUUGCGUGUAUAUAUAUGUUCGCAGGUUGUUGAGAAAUUUUCAUCCAUGCAGGACUGUAAGGCUCCUUCCAAUAUUCUUAUUUAAUUUUCUCUCCCCAAAGCCCCUCAAAAGAGCAAAAAGAAUGAAGAUAACAACGUUAUCGCCGCUUGUCUUCCUCAUUCUCUUCUCUCUCUCGUGCCCGUUAGCAUUGUCUCUCCGCCAUGGAUCCCGGCAAAUCCAAGCUCUCACCCAACACUACAAGGCUAAACGGAGCAGCAAUUCCGGCAUUGACACCACCACCCACUUCACCUCUGCAAUUUACAGCGAACUCGACGCUCUCAUCCUUCCCCAAGAAGGGCUGAAGGAGAAAGAUCGGAUCGAACGGUUGCCGGGGCAGCCGCCGGUCCGCUUCGACCACUACGGCGGCUAUGUCACCGUCGAUCAGGCCGCCGGACGGGCCUUCUUCUAUUACUUCGUUGAAGGGUACAGUAAGAAAGAGUCUUUGCCUCUCCUUCUCUGGCUUAAUGGAGGUCCUGGAUGUUCCUCUCUCGCGUAUGGGGCAAUGCAAGAACUGGGACCUUUCAGAGUCCUUAGCGAUGGCAAAACACUUUUCCAAAAUAAAUUUGCAUGGAAUCAUGGUGCAAAUGUGUUGUUCUUGGAGUCUCCGGCGGGGGUAGGAUUUUCCUACUCCAACACAACAUCAGAUUUUGUGAAAGGAGGAGACAAAAAAACUGCGAAAGAUAAUUACAUAUUCUUGCUAAAUUGGCUAGAAAGAUUUCCAGAAUAUAAAGACAGAGAUUUCUACAUAGCUGGUGAGAGCUAUGCUGGGCACUAUGUGCCACAAUUGGCACACACCAUUCUUACUCACAACCUUCAUGCCAACAAGACCAUCAUCAACCUCAAAGGAAUCCUGAUUGGAAACGCAGUGGUGCAUGACGAGGAAGACGAGAAGGGGAUGUACCAAUACUUCGCCAGCCAUGCUCUCAUCUCCGACCAAACAUUAGGCCAAGUAUUGAAGUACUGCAACUUUUCAGAGGGCAGUGAUUAUACCAAACAACCAAAUGAGUGCCUUGCGGCGAGGGAGAUAGCAAGUCACAACACUGGGCAAAUCGAUAUAUACAACAUAUAUGCUCCCUGGUGCAAAAAUACCAACCUCACCCACAAGCCCAAGAAGCCCUCUCUAGUGAUAGAUCCAUGCAGCGAUUACUAUGUUUAUGCGUACCUGAAUCGGCCCGAUGUUCAGAAGGCACUCCAUGCCAAUGUUACCAAAAUGCAUUAUGAUUGGGAACCUUGCAGUGACGUCCUGAGAGAUUGGGUGGACAGUGCAUUCACAGUAAUUCCAUUGAUAGAUGACUUGAUGUCAAAUGGAAUAAGAGUUUGGAUAUUUAGUGGUGACAUAGAUGGAAGGGUUCCAGUGACAUCAACAAAGAACUCGUUGAAGAAGAUGAAGGUGAGUCCAAAGAGCGAGUGGCAUCCAUGGUUUCUGGACGGAGAAGUUGGAGGAUAUGCACAGAAGUUCUCAGGAAAUCUGACAUUUGCAACAGUGAGAGGAGCAGGGCAUCAAGUCCCAAGUUACCAGCCUGCAAGAGCCCUUUCACUGCUUUUGCAUUUCGUCGCUGGAACCGACCUACUCGAUUCUACCACACACUCAUAACUUAUAUAAAACUCCAUGCAUGCUAAGCUACAUACCUCUCCAUUUAUCCAUUACACUCUUCAAUUCAUUUCCACCUUUAUUCAGUACUAAUUUAUGCAUGCAUGGUUAGUUGGUUUUAUUCUUAGUUCUUUGCUGCAUGCAAUUACGUACUUUAGUCUCGUCGGAUCCGUCGACCAAUUCAUACAUACAUAAAAAGGCCAAAGGCCACAAAAGCCUCUAUUUCCAAUCGCAAAUAGCAGAGAAAGAAGAUGAAAAAGAGGGAAUUCAAUUCUUCCCAGUGGCCAUAUAUAGAGAAGAGAAAGUGUUACUAUAUAUACGACGUUGUUCGACUGUACUAUGUGUUAGUUUUUGGCCUUUUGGCCUUACGUUGUUACUGUUUGGAAUAAAUGUCUUAGGACGUGGUUUCCGUUACCGUUGCAACCUAGCCGCCGGCCUAAAGAAGAAGAAGAAGGUGGCAAAGGAUCUGCAAGCGAGAUUAAUUACCUUAGGUUGUUAGUUAGAAUGUUUGAUUUGUUGUUUUCCUUGUAUUAAAUUUCCAUAGAUGGUGUAUUAUAUAUGCAUGCAGUCAAAUCCCUUUUCUGGUUUUCUA
This is a messenger RNA of Ipomoea nil (Japanese morning glory), 2292 nucleotides long. RefSeq names its product serine carboxypeptidase-like 40. The record is from RefSeq and is a predicted model, not a curated record. The coding region runs from base 192 to 1703 and encodes 503 amino acids. The transcript is spliced from 8 exons. Gene Ontology annotation, molecular function: serine-type carboxypeptidase activity. Gene Ontology annotation, biological process: proteolysis. Gene Ontology annotation, cellular component: vacuole. Lineage: Eukaryota; Viridiplantae; Streptophyta; Magnoliopsida; Solanales; Convolvulaceae.